Molecule: messenger RNA, 651 nt
Organism: Emericellopsis cladophorae
Lineage: Eukaryota; Fungi; Ascomycota; Sordariomycetes; Hypocreales; Bionectriaceae
Exons: 2
Coding region: 1-651 (216 amino acids)
Molecular function (GO): carboxy-lyase activity
Source: RefSeq, a predicted model, not a curated record
AUGCCCUGCCCUACACCAGCUGCAAAGGCCAACAGUGUCCCCCGCAUCGUGGUCGGCAUCACAGGCGCAACAGGCACCCUCUACGCCAUCCGGAUCCUCCAGAUCCUCCGCGCCCUCGAGGUCGAAAGCCACCUGGUCAUCUCCAAGUGGGCGCUCGCGACCAUGAAGUACGAGACAUCCCUCACGGAAGCCCAGGUCCGCGCCUUGGCCUCCGUCUGCUACACAGCCAAAGACGUCAGCGCGCCCAUCGCCAGCGGCUCCUUUCAGCACGACGGCAUGAUGAUUGUACCGUGCAGCAUGAAGACGCUGAGCGCCGUCCGGACGGGCUUCUGCGACGACCUCAUCUCCCGCGCGGCGGACGUCAGUCUCAAGGAGAACAGGAAGCUGGUCAUGGCUGUGCGCGAGACGCCGCUGAAUGAUAUUCAUCUGGAGAAUAUGCUCUUCUUGCGGCGGGCGGGGGCGUGCAUCUUCCCUCCUGUGCCGUCGUUCUAUAACCGCCCCGAGACGUUGGAGGAUAUGGUGGACCAGACGGCAGGUAGGAUGCUGGACCAGAUGGGCAUUUUCACGGAAGGUUUUGAGAGGUGGGAAGGGUUCCAGUGGAAUAAGAAGGUGGAAGAGGACAGGCCGAAAGCGGCCGUUGGGUAUUCGUAG